UUCAAAUUGACAUUUCGACUUUUCAAUAUGGCGAUUAGUUUUUAUCGAAAUAAUUUUGUGUAAAAUGCGGGUUCGGCUUCUCUACUGUGGAAGGUGUGUCCGUAUUUAACAGAAAUGACGAUCAGAAAGUAUCCUAAAGAGCCCAGUAGAUCAUUCAUGGGCGCAAAUAUCAACGGACCGUACAAUUUUGACUGAAUACCUCACAUGAGUAGCAAAUGAUUUUUUUUUCGUGCAAAAUACUUGUUCGCCAGACCUGACACCUCCUCAAAAAAAUAUACAAAUAUGUGCAAAUGUUAAUGUGAAUUGUAAUCGAAAUGAUUCAUUUAAGCCGAUAAAUGUGCAUUGAAUGGAUUCAGGUGAUUUUUCGUUGUUUUUGUGUAACUUAGUUGGACCGCCCCAAUUGAAGGGUUGUAGGUGUUUCGUUUUCGACCAGAAUACAUAAAACGAUUUAAUUUUUGUGACAAAAAAGUGUGUUCAACUGUUAGUAUUAAAAAAUGUGGAAUAUGAUGUGUGAUGUAAUGCCUACCAUCGCUGAGGACAACAUCUCUCAGCGAUCAUCUCAAUUCAGCGGUGAAGAUGCCAAUUUCGAACAGCUCAUGGUGUCGAUGCUGGACGAACGUGACAAGCUUAUGGAUAGUUUACGUGAGGCACAGGAACGGCUCGGCGAGUCUGAAAUGAAAUUGACCGAUGCGGAAAAGGAGCGAGACAGUUUGCAACGGCAAAUUAACGCAAAUUUACCACAGGAAUUUGCCACGCUCACUAAAGAACUAACACAGGCUCGUGAAACCUUAUUGGAAAGAGAUGAAGAAAUAGCUGAAUUGAAAGCUGAACGGAACAACACAAGGUUACUGUUGGAACAUUUGGAAUGUCUAGUAUCUCGGCAUGAACGCUCGUUACGAAUGACAGUUGUGAAGCGCCAAGCGGCAGCACAAAGCGGUGUCUCCAGUGAAGUGGAAGUUCUGAAAGCGCUGAAAAGUUUAUUCGAACACCAUAAAGCAUUAGAUGAAAAGGUGCGCGAGCGAUUGCGAGUAUCAUUAGAGAAAAAUACAGCCUUAGAAGAAGAAUUAAGUACAACCAAAGAAGAGUUACAACAAUUCAAAUCCGGUGCAAUUCAACUGUCGAACCAAGAUGGUACGAAGGAAAAUGGAGAUGGUGAAAAGACUGGUCAAGGUCUCAAUGGUGAAAGUCAAGAAACGGUGGAUUAUGCUGGCAAAACGCAUGAAUUACAGACAAUCAUUGAGAAACAAACCUCCGAACUAUCACAAUGGCAACGUCGAGUGUCGGAUUUGAAUAAUAAAAUCAGCGAGCUGGAAGACAAUUUGUCGAAACAUCAGAAAGAAUUCGGUAAAGCACAGGAACAUUGCGUUAAAUUGCAGCGGGACUUGCGUGAAAAUGUCGCUCAAAAGGAAGACCAAGAGGAACGUAUUGCCACACUGGAGAAACGUUACCUGCAUGCUCAAAGGGAGUCAACGUCACUUCACGAUUUGAAUGAGAAAUUGGAGCAGGAACUGAGACACAAAGAGGCUCAGCUAAAGCUUCAAGAUGAGAAAAUCGCUGCCAUUCAAGAGAAAUUAGAAUUAUCGGAACAGAAGUUGGCUCAGUUGUCGAAAUUACCUGAAAUGGAAGAACAGUUGAAGGCUCGUAUGGAAGCCCUCACGCAGGUAGGAACGCAGGCUCAAGAGCGUCACGGUUCGGCAGAAGAUCGCAUUUCACGAUUGGAAACGAAUUUGGACGAGAAAAAUGCCGAAGUGAUGCGAUUGAAUCAACGGUUGAAAAUGAACGAGGAGCACAAUUCUCGUCUAUCGUCGACGGUGGACAAACUGCUGUCCGAGUCGAAUGACCGGUUGCAGGUCCAUUUGAAAGAGCGUAUGCACGCGCUGGACGAGAAGAAUGUUCUGACGCAGGAAUUAGAGAAGGCACGCAAAUUGGCCGAAGAAUUGCACCAAGAGAAGGGCGACAUCAUGAAAGAAUUGUCAAAGACUAGACUCGAAAUAGAGAAUUUCAAAAGACAAAUGUUGCAGCAAGAAAUUGCGUUCAACAUUCAACAGACUGAAGCUUUAACACGUAGUUUAUCUCCAAGCAAUGCUGAACAGUCGAAUUUUUCAAGGAGUGCUUCACACACCAGUUUCGAUACACAAUCACUGCGACGAAACAAACAAAGACUGGAAGAGGAACAAGCUUAUGCCAGAAGCUUAGCCGAACAGGAAUGGGGCAAAAUGCAACAGGCACACGUACUGGCUAACGUUCAGCAAGGAUUCGAUGUUUCUGGCGGUGUCGAUGGCGACGAUGCGGAGAGUCUUUUCAGUACGGGCGAAAUGAUGUCGCCCAGCGGUCAUACCGACGCUCAAACAUUGGCCAUGAUGCUUCAGGAACAAUUGGACGCCAUCAACAACGAGAUACGGCUGAUCCAGGAGGAAAAGCAAUCAACCGAAGCUCGGGCUGAAGAACUAGAAUCACGUGUCGGAAGCUUGGAACACAUGAACCUGUUAGCACGUGGACGGUCGAUAGACCGACAGAGUCCACCGUUAAGUGGUCGCAGUACGCCAAACAGUCCGAACAGAGAUUAUUUACACAAAUAUCAUACGGCGCCUGCCUCAAUGUCACCAGCACAUAUUCAUCAGUACGCGGCCUCGAUUAGUCCAGGCCAGUUAUCCGAAUCUCUUCCUUCUAGUCAGCUUAACCUACCCGCACUAUCAGCUGACGUAUCACGUGACGAGCUUCAUGGUAUGUCGUUAGGAGACUCAAGUUCUGGCGGAGCAGCCUCACCACUGACUGCAAGAUCAAUACGGUUAGAACGAGUCGCUCAAGCUUUAGCUCACAGUCAAGAAGAGCUAAGACGACGCUCAAUGGGGCUUUCGCCUAGCCAAGGACACAACAAUCUAAGGUUAUAUCAUACAACACCUUAUUACCACAGCCAUAGAGUUGGCAAUUCCAAUUACGCCCCAUCACCACUAAGCUCACGGCACGGUAGUCAGGAGUCGUUGCGGCAUUACAGUACAAUGGGUUCGAUGAGUAUGUUACAAACACCAACGUCGAGUAGCCGAGAUGCAGCUGCUGCCGCACAAAAGAAGAAAGGACUCAAAUCGAGCUUGGGACGAUUUUUCAGUAAAAAGGAAAAGGUCAAAGGCGUCAAGGACUCAAUGCCAGACGGAUCCGCUAGCAUGAUGUCGAUGAGUGGUUUAUCAAUAGCUAUGAGCGAUGUCGACUCCAACUACGAUACAGUAAGCAUAUCAGGUGGGCGUAGCAGUAAAAUGUCUUCGGUGGAUUAUGGGCGACAGAAAAAGAAGGAGCAUGACUAUCGUCACGAUCUGUUGGGCGAAGCUAUGAAAGCCGGUACACCGUUCGCUUUAUGGAAUGGACCGACAAUUGUUGCUUGGCUGGAAUUGUGGGUAGGAAUGCCCGCUUGGUAUGUGGCAGCGUGUCGAGCAAACGUAAAGUCAGGCGCUAUUAUGAGUGCACUCAGUGAUACGGAAAUUCAAAGAGAAAUUGGCAUCAGCAAUCCGUUACAUAGAUUAAAACUUCGUCUUGCCAUACAAGAAAUGGUGUCAUUAACUUCUCCAUCGGCACCACAAACAACGCGCACAACUCUUGCCUUCGGUGACAUGAACCACGAAUGGAUCGGCAACUAUUGGCUUCCUAGUCUAGGCUUACCACAAUAUCGUACCACGUUUAUGGAGUGUUUAGUUGACGCUCGAAUGUUGGAUCAUUUAACGAAAAAAGACUUGCGGGGACAGUUGAAAAUGGUUGACAGUUUUCAUCGUACAAGUUUACAGUAUGGCAUAUCGUGCUUAAAGCGAUUGAAUUACGAUCGAGCUUCAUUGGAAGAGCGAAGGAAGGCGUGCGAAAAUUCCAUAUCCGAUGUUUUAGUUUGGAGUAAUGAUCGAUUGAUCAGAUGGAUAUCAAGUGUUGGGUGCAAGGAAUAUGGCAAUAAUUUACUGGAAUCAGGUGUUCAUGGAGCCUUAAUUGCUUUAGAUGAAAGUUUUGAUGCUAAUGCUAUGGCCUUAGCCUUGCAGAUUCCCACACAAAAUACACAAGCUCGUCAAAAUCUUGAACUGGAAUUUACAAGUCUACUUCAAAUGGCAACCGAUCGUCGACCGGAAACUGAACAAUUGAAUAAAUCCUGAUCAAACGCAAGCCUCAGCACUCUAAGUGAUGAGUAAAAUUGUGAAAAAUCCAAAAAUGUGAAGAAGAAGAAAGAAAGAAAAUUUGUUUCCUAAAUUAGCAUAUCUUCGGGACGGUAAAGUGGAUUCGAUUUCUUUUUCGUUUUUUUUUUUUUGAAUAUGCUGCAACCAAAAGUAAUUUUUCACAAAAGGAAAACUGAAAACUAAAAAUUGAAAAGUUUUUAUUUGUUUAACAAAAAAUGGUAAAAAGUGUAAAAGUAUUACUCCUACCCCAAGUUCCCAGUGGUGUUUUUAUUUAAUAAAAAAAAGUAAAAAAAAGUGACGAUAACCAAUAAACAGAACGGAAGAAACUUUGUUUUUGUUUGAAAACUGCUUCAUGCGCUAUUUACAUAUCAAGGCUUUAUAUAAUUGCAUUAUGAUAAUAUAUAUACUGUUCAACAUCCAUACGAAAAAAAAUAGCAGCUAAGGAAAAGAGAGAAAAACGGCGAAACGCAACAUUAUCACAAAAUGAAUUUUCAUCUUUUUUUUUAAGAAAAGAAAAUUGGAGAAAAAAAAAUUGACAAUUUAAGAGAGGAAAGUUAAAUGAGUUAUUGAGAAGAAGAAGGAAAAACAUAAAAAUUAAAAAGCUUUAACAAAAUGGAAAUUAAUUUACAAUUUUUAAACUAAGAAAAAUUUGAUGUGACAUUUUUGCGGACGAUUUUUUUUUUUGAUAAAUUUAAAAUGAAACUUGAAUAACACACAAAACAUAAACAAAAUGAAUUAAAAAAAAGCGAUAAAAAACCAAACCAGUCAACCAACCAAUCAGCUUCUUUUUCCGACUCGAUAAAAAGUUUUUGAUUUCAAAUUUUCGAGUAAAUUGAUCAGUAUUACAAAACAAAAUGAAAUGUUUACACAAUGGUAGUCAAGAAAUAUCCAAUAAAAUCGAACAUUUCGGAUGGGACAAAUUGUUUUUCUUUUUUGUACAAAAUGAAUUUAAUAAAAAGAAUGUUAAAAAAUAAACAAAAAAAAACCUUAGAGAAGAUGAUGAUAAACGUUUUUAGCGGUAGCAAUAUACUGCCCCCCCCCAUAAUUCAGUGUUUAGAUAAAUGAUAAAAUUGAAAGAAAAAGGAAGAAAAGCAAAGGAAAAUAAUAAAAAAAAUAAUUUAAAUGAAAAAUAGAGUAAAUUGUGUAAUUUAAUAAAAAAAAUUGAAAAUAAAAAAAAAAUAUUGAACCGAGCGCGGUGGGUAGAGGUUAUAGUAUAUAAAAAUAAAAUUAUUAUACAGGUUAAGAAAUGGAAUGGAAAAUUUCUUUCUUAAAUAUACCAAAAGUUACAUUUUAGUCUUUUUUUAUAGAUAUUUUUUGCCAGAGAGUCCACAAUGUUAUUUUGUUUUUAAUUUCCUUGUUUGUUUGUAUAAAAACAUGCCACGGUCUCCCUGAAAUGAAUUUGAUUGUAAAUUUUUGCACAUGAGAUCUCUUCACUCAUUCGCCCCUUUCUGGGUCAUAAAGUUUGUUCGAACAGUAGGAAGGCGUGACGGGCGACCCAAAAAAAAAGCCAAAUCGAGUAGUCUUAUAUGCAAAACUUUUCAAUCAAAAUCUUUUCUUCGGCACCGUGAUGGAAUAGAACUAGGGACAUAAAGUUCAAAAAUCCAGUUGUCGUUCGAGAUGAAACUGAGAUCAUGCUCGGUAACUGGUCUUAUUCAAUGGUCUUGUAAUAUGGAAUUCGGUAUGACUUUGAGUCGCACGUCCCGGCCUUUCCGUUGCACAUAUGGGUGCAACAGAAGUUAACGUAUAUAUUCAAGGUUAAGUGGCCGAUCAAGUUAACUUCAGAUUGAAUCUAGUCAACUUCAGGCGAUAGAAAGAGUUAGAAAUUUAAUGUUUGCAUACAUUUCCUACCGAUUAAUUAUCAAAAACAUGAAGAAUAUUUCCACCAUCUCAGAAACAAGGUAGUGAAUUGCAAACGACGGAUCGUUGAUCUGUGUUUCUGAUUUUCUAGUAGAAGCCUUCCCUAAUCUCAAAACCUUAUCUAAACUACUCUGUCACCUUCGAUCUAUACUGCCGAUAUUUCAUACAAUUCGAUUCAACUAAUUUUGCCAGACCACAGAUUAGUGACGAGCAUUAUUUACGAGGUGAAUAAAAGCACACGAAAUAUCAAAUCAGCUUUUCAUCCCUAGUUAUGUACAGGAUUUUACAUGUUAAAAGUGUCGUAAUAAGUGCUUGACUUAUACGAAAAAGGCGGUUUUCGACGCAACGAGCAUGUAAAAAAUAAAAUAAAAUCGACUGGAAGCUGGCGUGCAUAUUUAUCACUCAUUUUAGACUAUAGACUACCUAAGACCUAAAAGCCUUGUUCUAGGCAUUUUCCGUUUCUGAAACGAUGCGAUGAUGAGGCUAGUAUAGUCAACAAAAAAAAAGGAUGAGAUAGCAUAAGUUUCAAAUUGUGGUCGUAUGAGCGACUGAUACGCAUGUCGGCUGGCAGGCCAUUAUUUUUUUAUUUGAUUUUUUUUUUGUUAAAGAUUUUUGUUUUGUGGUGGGAUAACGAUCAUGAAGGUCAUGAAGACGUUAUUUAUGAACACGAAAAUGAUGAAAUGAAAAAAACCAAUUUAAAAAUAAAUUAAUUAAAAAAGAAACAAGAAGAAGAAUAAAGAUUAAAUGUUGUAAAAUAAAGAUAAAGUACCAAAAUACGCUUUUAAUUUAGUCACCCUUCGCAUAAUAAAACAAACAAACAAAAAAAAAACAAAAAAAUAGGUAAAAAGAAGUGAAGAAGAGAACAAUACUAAAACAUAGUACUUAAAACUGCGCGGAUCCACACAUCGUAAAAGAGAAUAAGAGAACUUUUAUGGCGAAAAGAAUUUUUUUUUAUUUUUAAUUUCUCUCCACUCGAACCGAUGACUUCUACUUUUAGACACAUUGACAAAUCUACAUCUAUGAAUUGUUUUGAUGUUUUGGUGAUGGCAAAAGAAACCAAUAGCGAAUUAUAGUUGAAUUUUAGACUAAAGGAAAAUUUGUUAAUUUAAA
This is a messenger RNA of Bradysia coprophila, 7112 nucleotides long. It is a transcript of the gene Liprin-alpha, whose product is annotated as PTPRF interacting protein alpha. Gene Ontology annotation, biological process: synapse organization. NCBI's taxonomy places the organism in Eukaryota, Metazoa, Arthropoda, Insecta, Diptera, Sciaridae. Gene Ontology annotation, molecular function: protein binding. Gene Ontology annotation, cellular component: presynaptic active zone. The record is from RefSeq and is a predicted model, not a curated record.